UUAUUACAAAAUCACAAAACCAGAAGUCUCAAUCUCACUCUCUUGACUAUUAUAACUGUUCCUCAAAGAACCAAAGGAAAUCUCUUAUCCUCACUGCCUACUUCAGCUCUCAAUAAAUGUUUGACCAACUCCAAAAGGUCAAAACAUCCAAUAUGCUUCCAAAUCUAGAGAAACCCUAGCUUUAAUAUGAAUCCCGAUUCCGACUUUCAUUUGAUCUGUGCUAGGUAAAACCUCAGUUGUGUUUCACUUUACUGGAAAGUUUUGAACUUUCCCUGGAAACAAACAGAAAGCUGGAAUCUUUGACUGUCUGAGAUUGGAGAAUGAGGCGGAGACCAAUGGAUUUUCGAAGGCCGGUAAGGAGGCGGCUUUCGAAUGUGGUGUGGUGGACAAUUUGUGGUUUAGUUGUCUUGUUCUUUAUAAUCAUUUUCAGUAAAGAGAGUCAGAUUGAAUCCAGACCCAGCCAUGCGAAGAAACCUUUCUAUCAUGAUAGGAUUAUGGAAGGCCUAAACAUUACUGAUGAAAUGCUUAGCCCUAACUCAGUCACCAGGCAACUCAGUGACCAAAUUAAUCUUGCAAAAGCUUUUGUAGCGAUUGCAAAAGAAAGCAACAAUCUGCAAUUAGCUUGGGAAUUAAGUGCCCAGAUUCGCAAUUCACAGGUCCUGCUUUCUAGUGCUGCAACAAGACGAGCUCCAUUGACAACCAGAGAAUCAGAAACUGCAAUUCGUGACAUGGCACUUUUGCUCUACCAAGCCCAACAGCUGCACUAUGAUAGUGCAACUAUGAUCAUGAGACUGAGAGCCAAAAUCCAAGCUCUUGAAGAACAAAAGAGUUCUGUAACUGAAAAGAGUUCAAAAUAUGGACAAAUAGCUGCAGAAGAAGUUCCAAAAGGUCUUUAUUGCCUUGGUAUUCAGCUAACUACAGAAUGGUUUGGAAAUUUAAAUUUGCAAGGGAAACUCAAUGAAAGAAUGCACAUGGAAUCAAAACUUAGAGAUAACAAUCUCUAUCAUUUUUGUGUCUUCUCCGACAACGUACUUGCAACCUCAGUUGUGGUCAAUUCAACUGCAUUAAAUUCCAAAAAUCCGAAUAUGAUCGUCUUUCAUCUUGUAACUGAUGAAAUAAACUAUGCUGCAAUGAAGGCCUGGUUUGCUAUGAAUGAUUUUGGAGGAGUUACUGUUGAGGUUCAAAAGUUUGAAGACUUUAAGUGGCUGAAUGCUUCUUAUGUGCCAGUUCUUAAGCAGCUCCAAGACUCUGAAACUCAAAACUAUUACUUUUCAGGCCAUAGUGAUGAUGGCCGGACUCCAAUCAAGUUCCGGAACCCAAAAUAUUUGUCUAUGCUAAAUCACCUCAGAUUUUAUAUUCCUGAAGUUUUUCCUGCAUUGAAGAAGGUGGUAUUUCUUGAUGAUGAUGUAGUGACUCAGAAGGAUCUGUCUGCACUAUUUUCAAUUGAUUUGAAUGGCAAUGUCAAUGGAGCAGUGGAGACGUGCAUGGAGACAUUUCACCGGUACCAUAAGUACCUGAACUACUCUCACCCACUCAUACGGGAGCAUUUUGAUCCAGAUGCAUGUGGUUGGGCAUUUGGGAUGAAUGUUUUUGAUUUGGUCGAGUGGAGGAGAAGAAAUGUAACCAACAUUUAUCAUUACUGGCAGGAAAGGAAUGUAGACAGGACACUUUGGAAACUUGGGACUCUACCACCUGGACUUCUGACCUUCUAUGGGUUGACACAACCGUUAGAUCCCUCAUGGCAUGUGUUGGGAUUGGGAUACACAAAUGUCGAUCAUCACUUGAUAGAGAAGGGGGCAGUGUUGCACUUCAAUGGAAACUCAAAACCAUGGCUGAAAAUUGGGAUGGAAAAGUACAAGCCUCUUUGGGAGAAGUACGUAGAUUAUUCUCAUCCUUUAUUGCAACAGUGCAACUUUCAUUGAUUUCAGACAUGGGAAGCUUCACAUUUCCACUGGUGCGCAAGAAUUUUUCCAGUCAAAGUAUGCUUGCACAGUUUUUACAAGAUCAAGCAUGGCUGGUGGUUGUAGAAGUGCCUGUUGUAGCAUAGAAUGCUCAUUUCACAUCAAACAUUCAAUUGACCAAGAUCUUUUUUUAGUCUGUCUAUGUAGAUUGAGCUAUAAUCAAUACUUAUCCACUGCAGUUCUUACUUCUCAUUUUCAUCAAGUUUAAGAACCUGUAUCGAAAUGGAACUGGUUGUUUCUUUUCAA
This is a messenger RNA of Hevea brasiliensis (rubber tree), 2207 nucleotides long. RefSeq names its product probable galacturonosyltransferase 10. NCBI's taxonomy places the organism in Eukaryota, Viridiplantae, Streptophyta, Magnoliopsida, Malpighiales, Euphorbiaceae. The transcript has 2 exons. Gene Ontology annotation, molecular function: polygalacturonate 4-alpha-galacturonosyltransferase activity. The record is from RefSeq and is a predicted model, not a curated record. The coding region runs from base 321 to 1922 and encodes 533 amino acids.